AACUUCCUCAGUAGUGGAACAAAAAGUAGCCGGUGAGCUGCACCGCCGAGGUUUGACUGAGAAGAAGUCAAAGAUUUGGAGCCGCUGGAGUGGAAAGUGAUCGUGUUUGCCCCUCGUCACUCGUGGUGAACAACACAUUACAAUGGCUGACCGGUUUGACUGUGAUAACUGCAAAGAAUCCCUAUAUGGCCGCAAGUACAUCCAGUCAGAUGACAAUCCCUACUGCAUCCCCUGUUACGACAGCCUGUUCUCCAACACCUGUGAUGAGUGCAAAGAGCUGAUCGCUCAUGAUGCCAGAGAGCUGUUUUAUGAGGACCGGCAUUACCAUGAGCAUUGCUUCCGCUGUUUUCGCUGCGACCGUUCAUUGGCAGAUGAACCCUUCACCAAUCAGGAGGAUGCACUACUCUGCAAUGACUGCUAUUGUAAUGAGUUUUCCUCAAAGUGUGUUGCCUGUGACAAGAUAGUCAUGCCAGGUACAAGGAAGCUGGAAUAUGCCGGCUCCACAUGGCACGAAGGCUGUUUCAUCUGCCACAGCUGUGAGCAGCCGAUUGGAUCAAAGUCGUUCAUCCCAGAUAAGAAUGAACACUACUGUGUGCCCUGCUAUGAGGACAAGUUUGCACCACGCUGCACGCGCUGUCAAAAAACUCUAUCUAAAGGUGGCGUGACCUAUCGGGACGAACCAUGGCAUAAGGAAUGUUUUGUGUGCACUAGCUGUAAGACACAGCUUGCCGGUCAGCACUUCACCUCCAGAGAAGACAGCCCUUUCUGCCUCAAGUGCUUUGGCAGCCUGUAUGCCAAGAAGUGUGAAGCCUGCAGCAAACCCAUCACAGGUUUUGGAGGAGGAAAGUACAUCUCAUUUGAGGACCGGCAGUGGCACCAGCCAUGCUUCAACUGCACUCAGUGUUCUGUGUCACUGGUGGGCACCGGAUUCUUUCCCGACGGCGACCGCAUCCUCUGUCGCACCUGUCACAACAAUCUAUAGAGUAUUUUGUCAUCCUUCACUCUUUCACAGCUCCUUGCUGCAUUUCCAGAAUCCAGUCAUUUCUGAGGAAGGCAGCCCAACCUAAAGAAUCCCAUGUCUCAGGUCAUAUUUAUUUAUAGACAUGUCUGGAGCAGAAAUUGGUCCAAAAAACAGUUAGCAAAAUCCUGUUGGAUACAGAUUGUCAUUUUGUUAAAUGCAUCACUUAUUAAGGUUAAGAUGUGCCUUAAGAAUAAAAUGAGUUACACUAUAAUAACUCAAAGAAAUUCAAAAUGCUAGUCAUUUUGGGAGGGGAAAAUGUUUAUUAUUUUUAAUAAAGUACUUUCAGAUAGAAUCAAGGCUCUGAAAAGCAUAUACAAAAUAUUAUGAAGUCCUACUGUCUGUCUUUUGAUAAAAUUUUGCCAUUACCUUCCUACCUUUUUAUACAUUUUGAUUGUUGCUUUUCUUCAAGAGUCACUUACCUUUCUAUAGUGUUUGUCUUGCAUAGUGCAGUAAGUUACUGUAUUUUUAUGACACACAAAAGGACAGUAACACUGUUGUAAAAAGUGAGAACAAUAUUUUUGAGGCAAAAUAUGUUUGAAAGUUUAAAAAAAUGAAAGUUUUUGAAUGCAUUGUAAAUCAGUGGGGUAUUCUGCUUAUAAUCACGAUCAAUAAAGUCAUUUGCACUU
Thalassophryne amazonica is the source of this 1647-nucleotide messenger RNA. It is a transcript of the gene fhl3a, whose product is annotated as four and a half LIM domains 3a. Gene Ontology annotation, molecular function: actin binding; transcription coregulator activity. NCBI's taxonomy places the organism in Eukaryota, Metazoa, Chordata, Actinopteri, Batrachoidiformes, Batrachoididae. The transcript has 6 exons. Gene Ontology annotation, biological process: actin cytoskeleton organization. Gene Ontology annotation, cellular component: Z disc; stress fiber; nucleus. The record is from RefSeq and is a predicted model, not a curated record. Bases 143 to 982 code for a protein of 279 amino acids.